Messenger RNA from Setaria italica (foxtail millet), 683 nucleotides. RefSeq names its product 10 kDa chaperonin, mitochondrial. Gene Ontology annotation, cellular component: mitochondrial matrix. Gene Ontology annotation, molecular function: protein folding chaperone; metal ion binding; protein-folding chaperone binding. Bases 125 to 421 code for a protein of 98 amino acids. The transcript is spliced from 3 exons. The record is from RefSeq and is a predicted model, not a curated record. Lineage: Eukaryota; Viridiplantae; Streptophyta; Magnoliopsida; Poales; Poaceae.
GUCGGGCCAUAAAACCCUAAACCCCCGGGCGGAAGGGGACCGGUUGGUGGUGAGGCGAAGGAGCGCGUCGUGGAAGCUUCGAGCUUUUUGGCUUGCUGCGCAAGAAGAAGAAGAGAAGGCGGCGAUGGCGAAGAGGCUGCUCCCGUCGCUGAACCGGGUGCUGGUGGAGAAGUUGGUGCAGCCCAAGAAGACCGCCGGCGGCAUCCUCCUCCCGGAGACGUCCAAGCAGCUGAACGCUGCCAAAGUGGUGGCUGUUGGCCCUGGCGAGCGUGACAGGGAAGGCAAGCUGAUCCCUGUUGCUCUGAAGGAAGGUGACACUGUUCUCCUGCCUGAGUAUGGUGGAACUGAAGUCAAGCUUGCUGCUGAUAAAGAGUACCUCCUCUUCAGAGAGCCUGACAUCUUGGGUACACUUGUGGACUGAUUUUAGACAAUCCGUGAACCCAUCACUAGUGGUGCUAGUGUGAGAGAUGCUUAGGAUUUGAUGCCAUGAAACAAUGCUUGAGAAAUUCACGUGAUGAUGUCAUAGAAUUUUGUGGUGGAACAUCGUGAACUGGAUAACAUUGUUGCUUAUUUCUGUUGAGAUGAGUAAACUUCACCAUCUGAAGUGGUGACAAUAAUUUGUUCCGCUCCAUGUCCCUGCUUCCAAUGUUUUUGUUGAAUGUUCAUUGGAUGGAUUGCUGCUA